GACUUCAUCAUUGGAGACUCUCGGCCUUGUAUAAAGAAGAUUGCAAGAUGCCUGAACGGGAUUCAGAAGUGUUUUCCAACCCUCUUCCGCCAACAGACUUCAGAAUAGACGAUGAGGAUGAUGAAGGCCAUCCUCUUACAAAUGACGAUUUUAGGAAAAUGCUCAUGACCCCUAGAGCUCCUACGGGGUCAGUGCAACACAGCAGCAGCAGUAGCAGUAGCAGCACUAGCGCAAGAUUACCUAAAAUUCCAAUACCAGCUAGACCAGAAGAAGAUGAUGAUGAUCCAGCUACAAAAAGACGGAAGAAGAAAAGUUACUAUGCAAAGCUCAAGCGAUUGGAAGAAGAACGUCAGAAGGAACUGGAGGAAAAAUACAGAGAUAGGGCAAGAGAGAGACGUGAUGGUCUUAAUCGGGACUACGCAGAGACAGAAAUUAUCAGUACCACAGCAGAUUACCGAGCAGUGGCACCAGAUGCAAAAGCUGGAGAGAACUAUGCUGAAAGAAGGAAACAGUUGAUCCAGGAGUCUAAAUAUCUAGGAGGUGACAUGGAACAUACCCAUUUGGUGAAAGGCUUGGAUUUUGCCCUGCUGGAAAAGGUGAGGGCAGAGAUUCACAGCAAGGAGCGAGAGGAUGAGGAAGUAAUGGAGAUGAUUGUGUCCCAGCCUCCCAGUUCACAAGCUUCAGCCCCAGCCCAAAACCAACCCCCUGCUCAGGCCCAAGCGCAAGUCCCAGGCCAAACUACAGGCUCUGUACCAGCUGCCAUGGUACCCCCAGCACCCAAAAAAGAGGAAAAAGAGGAUCCAGAAACCUUAAUACAAUUCAAGACAAAGAUGGGAAGAAAUGUCUACAGAAUAUUGUUUAAGAACAAACUACCAGAGAGGAAUGAAUUGUUUUUGCCACGGCGCAUGGCUUAUGUUGUGGAUCUGGAGGAUGAGUAUGCAGAUUUGGAUGUUCCCACAACAACCAUCAGAAGCAAAGCUGACUGUCCUAGCCUGGAGGCCACAACGACCUUGACCACAAAUGACAUUGUCAUCAACAAGCUUACACAGAUUCUGUCCUACCUCAGACAGGGACGCAGGGAGAGCAAAAAACUCAAAAAGAAGGAGAAAGGGAAGUUGAAAGAUGAAGAAAAACCAAAGGAGAAACUGCCUGGAGCUGAUGAUAAUAUUUAUGCCGAUGCUGGUGACUAUGUGCCAAGUGUGUCAAAGUCCAAGGACCGGAAAGACAGACGAGAUCGUGGACGGGAGGAUGAACGAGAAAGCCGAAGAGAACGUGAAUAUCGUGAUCGGGAUCGAGACAGAGACAGGGAGCGUAACCGUGAUCGUGACCAGGGUAGAGAUCGCGACAGAGACCGACGGGAUCGAGGAGACAGGGGCGAUAGGGACAGAGAACGCGAUAGAGGACGAGACCGAGAGAGGGAGUCACAUCGUGAACGUGAUUCACACAGAGGAGAGAGAGAGGAAAGGAAAAAGAAAUCCUACUUUGAGAAACCAUCUGAAGAGGAUGAGGAAAAAGUCAUUCCCCAACAGACAGCCUCAGAGAUGGUCAAAAGCAUCAACGCCAGUUUCAAGAGUUAUGCUGAGAUUGAAGAGGAGAAAGCAUCUGCGGAGGCAAAGAAGGCCGAGUCAUGGAUGAAGAAAUUAAAGGCCAAAGUUGGUGUCGACAGUUAUGCAGAGUGUUACCCUGGUAUGGAAGAAGCUGCAGAUGCUUUUGGUGACUCGGACGAUGAAGUAGACUAUAGUAAGAUGGACCAGGGAAACAAAAAAGGACCCAUUGGUCGAUGGGACUUUGACACUCAGGAAGAGUAUAGUGAUUACAUGGCUAAUAAGGAAGCCCUUCCCAAGGCAGCUUUCCAAUAUGGAGUCAAAAUGGCAGAUGGUCGAAAAACGAGACGAGCCGGACCCAAGGAUGAGAAGGCCGAGCUAGACAGGCAAUGGCAGAAGAUACAGAACAUCUUACAGAAAAGAAAAACAGGAGAAGCUGGACACGAUGUAGAACACAAGAAGAAAAAACAUUGAAACAGAGUGGCUAUCCAAUGUGUCCAAUUAAAGAGGAAAAUAUACUGUGACAGUUAACAUGUUUCACAUUGUGAUAUAACAAUACAAGAAAAAAAAGAAGACUGACAGGACAGAAGCAUUUAUAUAUAUUGGAAUACAUCAACACUGGAAAAAACUUGACAUGGAGGAUCAUCAGGAAAUCUUCUCAUCUAAAUUUUAAUCAGUAAAUGACAAGAAAUUGAUUUCUCCAUGUGCUUAGAAGGAAAUUUUUCUUGUCCAAAUUGCAUGAAGUACUGUUUCAGAGUUUGUAAAAUCAGAAAUAAAGCAAUAACUGAAAAAUUAAUUUCAGAUAUUGUAUGAGAAUUUGAA
This is a messenger RNA of Ylistrum balloti, 2366 nucleotides long. Its product is annotated as protein Red-like. Lineage: Eukaryota; Metazoa; Mollusca; Bivalvia; Pectinida; Pectinidae. Gene Ontology annotation, biological process: mRNA splicing, via spliceosome. Gene Ontology annotation, cellular component: nucleus. The transcript has 18 exons. The record is from RefSeq and is a predicted model, not a curated record. Bases 48 to 2018 code for a protein of 656 amino acids.